Molecule: messenger RNA, 2679 nt
Organism: Micropterus salmoides (largemouth bass)
Lineage: Eukaryota; Metazoa; Chordata; Actinopteri; Centrarchiformes; Centrarchidae
Gene: tmem182a
Product: transmembrane protein 182a
Exons: 5
Coding region: 199-942 (247 amino acids)
Cellular component (GO): membrane
Source: RefSeq, a predicted model, not a curated record
GGAGUCAUGUGCCCAACCUUGUCCUCCCAUAACACAGACAGAGGGACAUGAGAGGAGUAAAUAAACUAGCCGGGGCUUAAUUUACUCAGUGGAUGUACUACAGAGCAAGAGUGACUCUUCUUGUCACAUGCACUCUCUUUAAUUGGAGGGGAAAGUCAGACUUCUAGUGUGGGCUGAGUGGCUGGUCAUUCUUGGACCAUGAAGCUUAGUGUCGCAUUGUUUUUUGCUGGGCUCUUUGGGGCUUUGGCAGCUGUGUUCAUCCUCCUCUCGUUUGGAACGGAUUACUGGCUGCUGGCCUCAGAGACCUGCCCAACAAAACCUGUCGGAUCUGUUGUUCUGGGUGAUGUGACUGUAGAGCGUGGCGAUGUGGUGAUGCAGGAUGGCACCGGUAAAAUCACUCUAUACCAUGAGGGUUUUUUCUGGAGGUGUAAGUUCGGAGGUGACUUGGGUGAUGACAACCUGCUGUGGAAGCUCUGGUUCACAAAUCAGCCUCACUCAAAAGUGUGCACACCCGCCUACCUCUUCCCUUUCCCCGUGUCUCAUCAGACCCAUAAUGUCACAGAGUAUGAUUCUGCCAUAAUCUACAGAAGCUUCUGGAGCAUCUUUAUGCUCAUUGGUGUGGCAGCUGUUGUGCUUGGUGGGUUCAUCAUCAUCUGUGCUGCUCCGUUUGCCAGCCAUCGCUUGUAUAAAGCAGGGGGCGGCCUCUUCCUGGCAUCUGGUCUUUUCCUGCUGUGUGUGGUGGUGAUGUACGUACUGUGGCUGCAGGUGUUGGAUGUGGUGGAUGUCUACAUAGACCACCAACGCUCUCUGUGUCCAGAUUUCCAGCUGUCCCUCAACUAUGGUCUGUCGUUCAUGUUUGCACCCAUUGGCAUUUUCUUCUGCCUCCUGUCCGGCCUUCUUUUCCUCCUCAUUGGCCGAACCAUCCAGAUUCACUACCACUGAUUUUAACCAGCAGCAGGUUAGAGGAAGUGUAAGCCUUUAGAUGUUUAAAUUUAUUAUACCACUGGACCUUUGAUAUUUUCCCAUUUUGUCUGCCAUGCUGAUUCUGUAGAUACUAUGUGGCAGCUCUGUGGUAUAAAUUAUCUGAUAUCUGAGUUUUGAACACUUUGUUCCAGGAAAAAAAACAUUUUAACCAUUGUGAUCUAUGUCAAACACAGCUCUGUGCUAUCAGGAGAUAGUAGACUAUUUGAGAAUUUCUCAACACGCCUGAUCACAAAUACCUGUGGUACCUAAUGCUGUUGUUUGAAUUUUGCUAGUGUUGAUGGCUGUGAGUGUUAUAAGUUUAUGUUCAUGAAAAUUACCAGCAAUCAUAUAUGGGAAUGAGAUAAAGAGGUUCCUUGGUUGAAAAAGUAAUACAAAGAUAUAUGUUGCUUUGUAUAGUGUUUAAAAAAAAAACUUUAUAAAAAGUGCACAGUGAAAGCUUAUAAGGUGGCAUGAUUGCUGAUGAUCUUCUAUUAUGUAUACAGUCAUAGGAGUCAGUGUUUUUUGGAAAGAACACCUGGCCAGCUGACAGUUUAAAGGGCUAGGCUGAUGAUAUUCUAUAUUUUUGUUAUUAUCAACAUAACCAAUGAAAACACCAAAACGAAUUAUUUCCAACUUCCUCACCUUGUAUGCGGCACUAAGCUCCAAGCCCAUUCAUUUAUACUCAAGUUCUAACCUUUAAAAAUUAACCACAAUAUAAACUUUUAUUUUAAAAAAGGGCUAAAAAAGUUCCUGAAACAGCUGAGCACUGCAGUUUUUAGCAAACGUUACUCAAACAGAAGUAAAUAGAAUAUUUGUUGGGGAACUUUUUUUUAGCAUAAUGUGUAUCGGCUCAGUAUAAACUACAUAAUAAAGGAAUAUGUCACCCAGUGCAACAAUAUGGCUAAAUGUUUAAAUGGAGCUUACUACACCUAGUAAUAAACUGGGUGAAUUCAUUGUUGGUUUUGGUCUUUUUCUUGACAAUGAGAAGAAUUUAAUAUAUCAUCAGAUUCAUCCUGUAACAUAAUCAAAUAUUUAUAUAUGCUGAGUGUAUUGUGCUCAGUUUUUCUGCAGUAUUAUUUCACUAUAUCUGUACAUAGCCUGAAACUGUUCUGUCGUUGGGUCAUAUUUUAUUCUGUUGAACCUAUUAAUUGUUUCAGCACAGUUUAUUCUGUUCAUAAGUGGAGCUUGAAGCACUUUUGGCAUUUUAUGUUGAGUUUAUUUAACUGUUUAUGUUGUUGAGUUUUUUGUUCUACACGAUUUUAGGUUCUUCUAUGAGUUGAGUGUGUUGUGAGAUUCUGACAUCAUAUCUGUCCAAAUAAAUGCCCCCCCUCGUGAUCUGUCAGACAAUAAAAUGAUGAGGUGAAGGCAAGCUUUGAUGUCUAAAUGUUAAAAUGAAUUAUUUUGUCCUUGUAACAAAGAAUUAUGAUAGGAUUGGCGCUUGUGAAUCCAGGCUUUUCAGAAGAUAGUGUCAGGUGUGUGUAGCCAAAAUCAGCAGUCCCAUUUCAAAGUAAAGGUACCGGCACACUGAAAAAAAAGCAGAAGAGGCUCUUGAGCUGCAAAAUGAAUACAUUAAUUCCACAUGCAAAAAAGUAAGUGACAAAAAACGUUUGUUUCAAAGGACCAUCAUCAGCACAAAUAUGUCAGACUAACAGCAAUGACAAAUCAGGAGAACACCUUUUGAAAUUGGAUUAUAUUGAUUGUUGCUGGCAUUUUCUA